Molecule: messenger RNA, 1045 nt
Organism: Physella acuta
Lineage: Eukaryota; Metazoa; Mollusca; Gastropoda; Physidae
Product: glutathione S-transferase kappa 1
Biological process (GO): glutathione metabolic process
Cellular component (GO): mitochondrion; peroxisome
Molecular function (GO): glutathione transferase activity; glutathione peroxidase activity
Source: RefSeq, a predicted model, not a curated record
CUAAAUCUCUGUUAUAAAUUAUAAACGCCCUGAUUCCAGUGUAAAGAUUAUUUAAAAAAACCAUGUCAAAGAAAUCUGUGGAGUUGUUUUACGAUGUUGUGUCGCCAUACACAUGGUUUGCAUUUGAGGUAAUGUGCAGAUAUCAGCACAGAUGGAACAUAGCCCUUAAAUUACGUCCUUUUUUCCUGGGUGGGAUUAUGAAUGAAUCAGGAAACAAACCACCAGCUACUGUACCAAAUAAAGGAGCCUACAUGUAUAAGGAUGUGCAAAGACUUGGGAAGUAUUUUGAUGUACCCAUUAAAUUUCCAAAGAACCCAUCAGAGAUGAUGUUCAUUAAAGGAACUCUUGCUGCCCAAAGGUUCCUCACAGCCAUUGACAUGACCCAUCCUGAAAUGCUUGAAAAAGUCUCUAGAGAGCUCUGGAUGAGGAACUGGAAUAGGGAUGAAGAUGUAACUGAGCAGAGUAGUUUGGCUGCAGCAGCAAAAAAAGCAGGAAUGACUGAAGAGAACAUAGCAGCAGUUUUAAAACUUGUCGCUGAUGAAAAGGUUAAAAACAAAUUAAAACAGACUACACAGGAAGCCAUACAGUUAGGGGCAUUUGGCUCUCCAAUGAUUGUCACAGAGGUAAAUGGCCAAAAAGAAUGGGUGUUUGGGAGUGACAGAUUCCCAGUACUUGCUGAUUUACUUGGUGAAAAGUGGGAAGGUCCCCUGCCUGGAAUAUCAAGCAAACUAUAGCAUCGUAGAGUUAUCCAGCUACAGCUUGUUUAUUGUUGAUUUCAUUGUGAUCCAAGUUUUUUUGUUAUAUUUACAAUUGUCAAGCAAGUCUUUUGUCAAAGCAUCAAUAGCUGUGACAGUUGAUUAUAUUGUUGGUUGUUAUUCACAUUUUAACCAGAGAAUUUAUGCCUUGUAAACAUGGAACAGUGUUUAGUUAUACUACUUAUAGCAUUGUGUAUCAAAAUCAAAUGUAAAUUCUAAGUUUGUUUUAAGACAAAGUGGAGUAUUUAUAAAACAAAUAUUCUAUAAUAAAUUAUAAUAAAUACCAAUAA